This is a messenger RNA of Vicia villosa (hairy vetch), 3009 nucleotides long. RefSeq lists its product as uncharacterized. The transcript is spliced from 2 exons. NCBI's taxonomy places the organism in Eukaryota, Viridiplantae, Streptophyta, Magnoliopsida, Fabales, Fabaceae. The record is from RefSeq and is a predicted model, not a curated record. Bases 535 to 3009 code for a protein of 824 amino acids.
AAAAGAAUAUCACUAGAGACAUCAGAUUAGCUUACGGUGUGUGGUUCCAGAAGUUUCUGAAUUUCUCUAAAGUUACUUUGAAGUCUCUGGUUUCUACUUGUACAACGCUGAUUCAAACCUACCUAUCUCCCACAUAAAGUCUAACUCAGGUUACUAUCCCUUUCUUCUUGCUUAUAGUUUGUUAUUUUCUGCUUAUAGUUUAUUGUUUAUGGUUCUAUUUAAUAUCAAUUUAGUGUCUCUCAACCAGUUUUUUGGUUUGUGGACUUAUAUUACCUUGAAAUAAGGUAAUGUCUUCUUUAAGAAAUCGGGUAUUCUGAUUAGGUAUUCUGAUUAGGUAUUCUAUUAUGAUGAUAGCUAUUUAUUAUCUUGACAGAAUUCCUUAGUACCUGAUAGAGAAACCAAGAAGCAUUUGUUUAGCUUAAUUAAGACAUGGAUAAGACAUGGAUGAAUUCAAACCGAUUGUCGAAAGAGUACGAGAAAGGGGUAUAGGAAUUCGUUGAGUUUGCGGUUGCGCACUCCGAAGACCCGCUUCGAAUGCCGUGUCCUUGCUUGGGUUGCUGUUAUGGGGGUAAGGUUGACGGGAAUAAGUUGACAUCCCAUUUACUACGGUUUGGAAUUGAUAGAAGUUAUACAUGUUGGACAAUGCAUGGUGAGAAAAGUAACGGGAAUGCUGAGUCGAGUUGUAAUAGGAAGUAUGCUUCAAACGACGAUUGCACAGACACAUACGAGUGCGAUCGAGUCGAAGAGAUUGCAGAAGCGCUUGAAGAAGAUCUUGAGGAUUGUCCCAAAAUGUUUGAGAGGUUGGUAAGCGAUGCAGAGAAACCAUUGUAUGAUGGUUGUUCAAAAUUCACAAGAUUGUCUGCGGUGUUAAAGUUGUACAACUUAAAGGCGGACACUGGAUGGUCGGAUAAAAGUUUCACAGAGUUAUUAGCCCUUAUGAAAGAUAUGCUACCAAAGGAUAAUGUUCUUCCCAAUCGAACGUAUGAAGCCAAAAAGAUGUUGUCCUCUAUUGGCAUGAGCUAUGAUAAGAUACAUACAUGUCCAAACGAUUGCGUUUUGUUUCGAAACGAGUAUGCAGCGUUGAAUGAGUGUCCUAAAUGUGGUGCCCCUCGAUAUAAGAAAAAGUUAUCUCCUGCUAAAGUCUUAUGGUAUUUUCCUAUAAUUCUGAGAUUUAGACGCAUGUAUCGUAGUGAGACCGAUUCAAGACACUUGACUUGGCAUGCAGAUGAAAGAAUUAUUGAUGGAAAGUUGCGACAUCCGGCAGACUCACCACAAUGGAUGAAAGUUGAUACUGAUUAUCCUGAAUUUGGAAAAGAAGCAAGAAACCUUCGGUUGUCAUUGUCUACUGAUGGAAUGAACCCGCAUGGUAUUCAAAGUAUCUCGCAUAGCACAUGGCCUGUGAUUCUUAUGAUUUAUAACCUACCUCCGUGGCUAUGUAUGAAGCGUAAGUACAUGAUGUUAUCUAUGCUAAUUUCUGGGCCUAAACAACCAGGGAAUGACAUAGACGUAUACUUGGCACCCUUAAUCGAAGAUUUAAAGUUUUUGUGGGAGAACGGUGUGGAGGUUUACGAUGGGUAUAGGAAGGAAAGUUUCAACUUGAGGGCGAUGUUGUUUGGAACAAUUAAUGAUUUUCCAGCAUACGGAAAUCUAUCCGGGUACAGCAAUAAAGGUCAAAAGGCGUGUCCUGUUUGUGAAGACGAAACCGAUACGACACGAUUGGAGCUUUGUCAGAAGAAUGUCUUUCUCGACCAUCGUAGAUUCUUAAAUUCUAAUCAUCACUACCGUGGGUGGAGAAAAGCAUUCAAUGGAAAGGCCGAACAUGGUACAGCCCCGCCUUUUUUGUCAGGUGAUCAAAUUUUUGAAAAGGUGAAAGAUAUGAGCACUCAGUUUGGCAAGCCUUUUGCACAUUCACUUGUCAAGGGUGGGUGGAAGAAGAAGUCAAUUUUUUUUGAACUUCCAUAUUGGAAGUCGUUGUACGUAAGACAUUUCCUGGAUGUUAUGCAUAUUGAAAAAAAUGUAUUUGACAGCGUCAUAGGUACGUUACUCAAUAUACAAGGAAAGUCUAAGGAUGGCCUUAACAUAAGGAAGGACAUGGUAAACAUGGGAAUGAGAACUGAAUUGGGACCCGUGACGAAAGGAAGACGAACAUAUCUGCCACCUGCUGUUUACACUCUAUCUAGAAAGGAGAAGAAAACAUUGUGUAAGUUCCUCAGUGAAGUUAAAGUUCCAGAAGGCUACUCUUCAGAUAUUAGAAGACUUGUGUCCAUGAAAGACCUCAAGUUAAAGAGUUUGAAGACGCAUGAUUGCCAUGUUAUAAUGGAACAUUUUUUACCAAUAGGUAUACGUUCUAUUCUGCCAGAAAAAGUAAGAAGCGCAAUAACUAAGCUGUGUUUCUUCUUCAGGUCUAUUUGCAGUAAGGUGGUCGAUCCCGCGAUCUUACCAACAUUGCAAAAAGAGAUAGUUGUUACUUUAUGUGAUCUUGAAAUGUAUUUUCUUCCCUCGUUUUUUGACAUAAUGGUUCAUCUAGUCGUUCAUCUUGUGAAAGAGACACAAUUGUGCGGACCAGCUUAUAUGAGAUGGAUGUACCCUGCUGAACGUUAUAUGAAAAUAUUAAAAGGGUACGUGAAAAACAGAAGUCGACCGGAGGGUUGUAUUGCCGAACGAUACGUUGUUGAAGAAGCGGUUGAGUUUUGUACUGAAUAUCUGUCAAAUGUUCAAUCAAUUGGACUCCCCAAAUCUCAUAUUGUCGAAAAAAAAGAAGGAAAAAGGCUAAUUGGAAAUAAAGUUGUGACAGUAUCAAUGGUCGAACGGGAUCAAGCGCACUUGUAUGUUCUGCACAAUGAGAUUGAGGUUGAGUCGUAUGUUGAAAUGCACAAGGUUGUUCUCCGAGAUUUAAAUCCAAAUAGAAAUGAGAGCUGGAUAGUACGAGAGCACAAUCGAAGUUUCAUACCGUGGUUUAGGGAUCAUAUUUAUUCAAAGUAUCGUUCAGAUCCUGCUUCAGUAACAUAA